Molecule: messenger RNA, 3067 nt
Organism: Polistes canadensis
Lineage: Eukaryota; Metazoa; Arthropoda; Insecta; Hymenoptera; Vespidae
Gene: hry
Product: protein hairy
Exons: 3
Coding region: 765-1910 (381 amino acids)
Biological process (GO): anterior/posterior pattern specification; regulation of neurogenesis; regulation of transcription by RNA polymerase II
Cellular component (GO): nucleus
Molecular function (GO): RNA polymerase II cis-regulatory region sequence-specific DNA binding; protein dimerization activity; DNA-binding transcription factor activity, RNA polymerase II-specific
Source: RefSeq, a predicted model, not a curated record
CGGGGGAGAAGUGGGGAAACAGCCUCAAAGGCGACCGUCCGACCUACGGAAUUUCUCGAGGGGUAGGGAGGGGCAACCUAAGGACGUAGUGGUGGGGAGGAAAGGGUCCAGGUUAAACCGUCACGCGCAAUCCCCACUUCUUUAGGUUCUAUCCCCACUCCUUUUAUUGUAGAGGAACGAGCGUUCCGUCGGCCCGGCACGCUUCACUCUGAACACGACAGAAAACUCUCGUUCUUCCUCGAGUGAUAGUCAGUCGAGCUCUGACAAUCGCUCCGAGCAGUUAGAGAUUAUUUCUACUGCUGUAUAAUACUAUUACGACUACUACGAUUACUACUAUUACUACUAGUACUAUUCUACAUCACUGUGUCACGAGAAAUAAAACAAGUUUUCUAACAGUUUUCUGCACCGUGCCUAAGAAAAAGAUAAAGAAACUUAUAUUUUCUUUGUUUUUUUUCUUGUUGUGUUGUCGUUGUUUCGAUUUUGCGUUCGAUUUCUUCGAAGAGAAAAAGGACUCCUCGUUAUUACGCAAGCGAAACGAAAUUUCAUUCUGCUACGGACUUUAAUUAAUUAUUCAACAAAAAUUUGUGUUUAACAGUGCAAGAAGAGACUACUCAUCUUUACCUUUCGUAUUCAUUUGGAUUAAACAGUGCCUGCCAGUGUGUUGCUUGUUCCUUCUCGUCGAUAAUUAAAAACAAAACAAACUAUUAUUUUCGUUUGGUUUUUUUCUUCGUUAUUCUUAUAUUGAAAUUCAGUGAUAAGUCGAGAUGGUGACCGGAGUGGGUGCUACGAUGCCGACCGGCGGCGUCACCGUGGGCGCCACGCCACCCACGCAACACGUACCUCAGGAAGCCGGACAACCACCCGCGCAAACUGCCACAACUACGACAACUACCAGAAGAUCCGGUGAAAAUCGACGGAGCAAUAAACCGAUUAUGGAGAAAAGGCGCCGAGCCCGCAUCAAUAGUUGCUUAAAUGAACUGAAGACCCUUAUUCUCGAUGCCAUGAAAAAAGACCCAGCAAGACAUUCAAAACUAGAGAAAGCAGACAUCCUCGAGAUGACUGUUAAACAUAUGGAAGCAAUGCAUCGUCAACAAGUAGCCUUAGCCGCGGCGACGGAUCCGAACGUUUUAAACAAAUUCCGGGCGGGUUAUACGGAGUGCGCCGGUGAAGUUAACAGGUAUCCCGGAUUGGAUCCUGGGAUAAAGAAACGUUUGAUGAAUCAUUUGGCAACUUGCUUAGGAAUGGUUGAAGUAAAUAAUAGUGGUGGUCAAACAACGACGACGACUACGACAACGACGGCGAAUAUUACGACGACGGCUAAUCAACAACAGCCUGUUCAACCCGCCCAACCGACUACUCAAUUGCAAGUGCAUAUUCUACCGCAAGUAGAUGCGACACAGAGAAUUCAGGUGCAACAAUCUAAUGGAUUUUUUCUUACGAACGGCAACGGCACGGGAUUGCAAUUGUUACAAACGAGGCUAUCGAACGGUGAAAUCGCGUUGCUGGUACCAACCGGUGGUAAAGCAACACCAGUGAUAUCCCCGUCAGCUUCCCCAGCACCUAGUUCGCCGUUACCCACUCUAAUACCAAUCCCGCAAAGAACAGCGAGUACGGCAUCUGCCUCGUCCUCAUCCUCUUCCUCAACCGGCUCGAAUUCAACUUCGGCAGCUAGCCCAGUUGGUUUCGAACCACCGCCACCAGCUUUUCGCGAACAACAAACUACGUCGGUCUACGUAACCAGCAGCAGCAAUAGUCACCGAGACGUAGCUACCUCUCCCGCAAACGGAUACACCAGCGAUCCCGAGUUCGAUCCUCGUGUUUACAGUCCGCCACUUCAGAAACCGCUUGCCCUGGUGAUGAGAAAAAGCGUCAUGCCCGAGCUCGAAAGCAAACCAUGGAGGCCGUGGUAAAGUGACGAUGAGAUAAAAAUUUGUGAAUUUUGUGCUAACUAUCAAAUGAUUUGACUUUCUCGAUGAAUUGACAUGUUCCUUGCGCUUGCGCUUGCGCACGCACACACUUAUAAUAUAUGUAUAUAUAUGUAUAUGUUAUAUCUUAAUUCUUUAUUUUAUAUUUUCUUUUUUUUUUUCCUCGUACGCGCGGAGAAUUAUGAUAGAUCUCAAUCGUACGUGUAAAUAUUAUUCAAUGAAGAAAUAUCGAUGAAUUUUUAGCGCGAGUGCGUGUGAUAAUAUUAACGAGAACAAACAACAAGGUGGUGCCUUAUCUAAGUGCCUUACAAAUGAUUUAUACACGUAACCACGGUGUUCGUGCGUCAAACCGAAUUCUGUCGAAUUAUGACGAUGAUUCGUCGUCGUCUAUUGGGAGAAAAUAAAAUAAUAUGACGAUUUUCAAAAAAAAAAAAGGAAAAAGAAAAUAACAGGAAAAAGAAAGAAGAGGUGUACAUAAUUUUUUUUUUUACUCUUGUGAUCGAUCUUUUUUUUUUUGAUAGACAAUUCUUAAGUUCUUUUUUUUUCUUUUCGUUGUGUUUUGUUUUUGUUCUUUAUAUUUUUGCGUGUAAAUAGUAGUUUCGUUAGAAUUUAGGAAAUAUCGUAAUUUUAAGGUGCCUUACGCAACAAGAUCAUCGAAGUCUUCCAUUCUAUUUGAUUACGUUGAAAAUACGUCUCUUUUCUUUCUCCUUCUCUCCUUUUUGUUUCUCUCUCUUUCACUCUCUAUCUAUCUAUCUCUCUGUAUUAAAUUAUACAUAAAUCUUAGCAAUGUUAAUUGUAACCGUCGACGAAUAAAUACGGUGCCAAUAGACAACCCACGACGAAUUCCAUAGAUUAAAUAAUUAUGCGAAGAAAACUAGAAACGAUUGUAGAAAAAUAAAAAUAAUUAAUCUAAUACAAAUUGUGAAGCAUGAAAGAGACUGGUCAAUGAUUUUGUUGAUUGAUUGAUUGCGUGUGCAUGGCUACUACGAUCCUAUUUAUAUUCGUAUUUAAGUUCAAAGAUGUUACAAAAUUAUAAUUACAUAUUCUAUUUGUCGAAAUAGAGAUGAAAGCUUAACGCUUAUUAUUGUAAGAGUAUCAAAUAAAUGUGGAUCUCUUACGAAACAAAAAAAAAAGAAACAAAA